Macrobrachium nipponense is the source of this 2667-nucleotide messenger RNA. RefSeq names its product ankyrin repeat and IBR domain-containing protein 1-like. Bases 451 to 2496 code for a protein of 681 amino acids. NCBI's taxonomy places the organism in Eukaryota, Metazoa, Arthropoda, Malacostraca, Decapoda, Palaemonidae. The record is from RefSeq and is a predicted model, not a curated record. Gene Ontology annotation, biological process: protein polyubiquitination; positive regulation of proteasomal ubiquitin-dependent protein catabolic process; ubiquitin-dependent protein catabolic process. Gene Ontology annotation, cellular component: ubiquitin ligase complex; cytoplasm. The transcript has 14 exons. Gene Ontology annotation, molecular function: zinc ion binding; ubiquitin conjugating enzyme binding; ubiquitin protein ligase activity.
UUUUUUCAUUGGUUUGCCUUCUUGAUUAGGAGACGUCAAAUCUUUAUUUGAUAUUAUGUCGAUAGGCCUGAGUCUGAAUUUAAUAUGCUUCUUGGAAAUGGUGUAUAAGAAAUAUAGCCCAUUUCAGCCAGUACACGCAAGUUAUCCGACGAAAAUCUGGUUCCAGUGCUAAAGAAGCACUGUUUACAAAUUGAUGUGAUACGGUCUAGUAGGAGGGUUUGGGUAUCUCCGUUUCUGCGUUGGGAAGGAGAAUUUCCUUUAGGAUACGAUAUUUACCUAGGUAUUGCCCAGGCCCGAUUCAUGUUGUAAUUCAACUAAUUCGAGUAAUAGGUCUAGGAGAACUAAGCUCGCAGGAAACAGAUGCUGGUCUUCCAAGGAAGGCUGUGACUGUGCUUGUGUGCUUGUGGAGCUUACUGGCAUAAAGCCUAGCUGCCCCAAGCACAGAGGAGAAUGGGAAGUGCCUCAUCAAAGUUCAAGAAAUAUCUGCAACAUGGCGAUGAAUUUGCAGCUAUGCAGGUGUUCCAGAGUUCACCAGAAUUGCGUGCCAACCUUGACCCCAGUGCCAGCUAUGGAGAAAGUCACAGUCACAACACUCCUUUACAUUAUGCUGCCAAACAUGGAAUGAAACAUUUACUUAGGACUUUUCUAUGUGAUCUUGGAGGGAAUCCCAACAAGAAAAAUGCUGAUGAUGAAAGCUCCAUUCACUGUGUAUGUCGGGUUGGCCAAGCCAAAUCUCCAUCAGCUGAAGAAAGAAGAGCUACUUGUAUUGUUAUGAUACUUCAGUGGCGAGGCCCUGUGAUGCAGGAUGGGGAAAAAGAACGAGCACAGUUGAAUGCACAGGACAAAAAAGGAAAUACAGCCCUCCACUAUGCAUCUGCCUCUGGGUUAAGGAAAUGUGUGGAAUUGCUGGUUGCUCAAGGUGCCGGACUUUUUAUAGAGAAUAACGAUCGAAUGACACCAUGUGAUUUAGCAGUUAGAUCAACACAUCAUGAUGUAGCUACAUAUUUGGAGUCCCGUAUGGUUUUUGCUGACAGUAGUGAUGGUGUAAAUGAAGGUGAGUUAGUUGGAACAGAAGUAGAAACUGACUGCGAUAGCGAAGUUUACUCUGGACUUCGUGCUCAAGAUCUUCAAGAAGCUAAAGAUCAGUUAUUAGUUGAAACAGCUGACAUGCUGCACAUUCCUCUUUUCACUGCAGAAGCUUUACUCAGGGAUAACGAAUGGUCCAAAGCACUACUCUUAGAAAAAUGGAUGACAAACGCUGUGCAUUGCUGUGAAGUAGCAGGCAUUGCUCCUCCAGCAUCCGCACUCCAGUUAGUGGCCCCAACACCUCCAAUGGUUACUCCAUCUCCGCCCAGCUCCGUUAUUACUCCUCCCCCUCCUCCACAUAUCCCUGGUGAAAGUAUGGAGCAAGAUGAUGAUUUAUCGGGAGAUAACGAAAAUAUGUGUGAAAUCUGCUAUGGAGAGAUGAGGUCAUGGGAACUAGGUGAACAUUGUGGCACAAGCUGUGAACACCAAUUUUGUGCUACUUGCUGGGAAAGUUAUCUUACUUUGAAAAUUCAAGAAGGGGGUGCUCAUCACAUUCUUUGUCCUGCUGUUGGAUGUAACAUUUUGGUUGAUGUUGAUUUUAUUGAGAAGAUGGUCAGCCCAGAAAUGGCGAGAAAGUACCUACAAUUUGAUAUUCAAGCAUUUGUUGAAAGAAACAAGACAAUCAAGUGGUGCCCCCUUCCUGGAUGUGGUCGAGCUGUUAUGUUCCCUGAGGCUGAAUUGGAAACACAACCAUUUUAUAUUCCAAACACAAAACCACCACCAAAAACUUCUCAUGCUGUAGACUGUGGCAAUGGACAUUUUUUUUGUUGGGAAUGUCUUGGCGAAGCACACUCUCCAUCAGGAUGUGAGCAGUGGGCUGAGUGGCAGGGAAAAGUAGCAGAGGUGAAGCCUGAGGAGUUGAGGAUUAAUUCGGGUGAGACUGAAGACGCAGCUAAUUUUUUAUGGCUCGUCACCAACUCAAAAGCUUGUCCAAAUUGCAAGAGUCCUAUUCAGAAGAAUGAAGGAUGUAAUCACAUGAAAUGUUCAAAGUGCAAAUUUGAUUUUUGUUGGGUGUGUUUAGAGAGUUGGAAAAAACACUCAUCAGCAACUGGUGGAUACUUUCGAUGCAACAGAUUUGAUGCUCAAAGUAAAGCCGAUGAAAAACUUGGUGUACUUAUGUCAGAGGCAACAGUAAGAAACCACCAAAUGCAAGAGUUGAAUCGUUUCAUACACUACUACACACGUUUUAAAAAUCAUCAGAAUUCUUUGCAAAUGGAAGAACCACUGUUGAGAAGUGCUAGAGACAAGAUGGAAGUGCUUGCAACUUCAUUGCCUUCACAAGAGCAACAAGGCCAAGCAUCUGUGGAGAAGGGGGGUAACUCGAUUUGUAGAGGAGGGCGUGAAAGAACUCUUAAAGGCGCGAAGAGUCUUAUGUGGGUCUUAUGUUUAUGGAUAUUACCUAGAAGAUAAUGGCUAUAACAAGACCAUCUUUGAGUACAUGCAGAAUGAAUUAGAGGAAGUGACAGAGAAGCUCUCAGAAAUGGUGGCACGACAGUACCUUGUUACUCCUCGAGGGCAGAUUAUUGCCACAACUUUGUUGACACGCAGAAGAAGACAUAAAUUUGUACGAGCUGUGAGUAG